This is a messenger RNA of Mytilus trossulus (common blue mussel), 678 nucleotides long. RefSeq lists its product as uncharacterized. Gene Ontology annotation, molecular function: protein binding. The transcript has 3 exons. The coding region runs from base 154 to 609 and encodes 151 amino acids. Lineage: Eukaryota; Metazoa; Mollusca; Bivalvia; Mytilida; Mytilidae. The record is from RefSeq and is a predicted model, not a curated record.
AAUAUGUUGCUCAAUCCGAAUACAUCAGCUGUGUACAUCACUAUAAAACAGAAUGAUCUUUUCUGUCCAUGACAAGUUAUCACAGGAGCAGAUUUAUCAACUGAGGAAAAUUUAAAAACACAAUACGCUUACCAACUCUUAAUUGCAGUGAAAAUGACUCACAUUUUGAAAUGCAUCUUGUGUGCGUUCAUGUGUUGUACACGCAUUGGUAAUGGACCGGUGGUCUCAGGAUUAACAGUAACCUUACCCAGUGGUCCGAAUUCAUACCCGACAAAUGCAAUAAUCGAAUAUAACCGGAUUCUUUGUCCGAGUACUAAUUAUGCUGGUGGAAAAUAUAAAGCUACUAUGGCUGGUAAUUACUUGGUAUCUGUUACCAUGAUGUCAGGCACUGUAACCGCUCACACUACUCUAAGGAAAAAUGGAGGCAUUUAUGUGUGGCUAUAUACUGGUAACCAAUUUGAUAUGGCAACCCAAACUGUCUGCAUGCAGUUGGCAGUGAAUGACGAGAUUUGGGUACAGAUGACCAACAAGGCAUCGAUUCUCUUUGAUGUUUAUAACACUUUCACUGUAGUUAAAUUGCCUGAUCCAGUUCGAACACCGCUGGAUUAAAGAUGUUGACUUUCGACCAAAACAUUAUAAAAAUGAGCAGUGAAUGCUUUUAAAUAAAGUUUAUCAUUU